AUGGCAGAUAUCGUCAAGCUCUUUUUAGGAGAGGUCAAUCCCUUUUUAGGAGAGAUCAUUUUACUUGUCUUGUGGCAGCAACAGGAAAGGGCUUCGCAUCUCAAAUCCGGUGAUAGUAAUACCCGGUUUUUCCAUAAUAAAGCUUCUCAAAGAUUUAGACGCAAUAGAAUUGUGGGAUUGCUUGAUGAGUCCAACUCUUGGUGCACAGAUAGCUCUCAGAUUGAAGAUAUCAUUGUUGGUUUUUAUUCCAACUUGUUUACUUCUUCUAGACCAGUCGAUGCUCAGGCUAUUAUGGAGGUAAUACAGCCUUUGGUCACUGAAGACAUGAAUACCAACUUGACAAGGGAAUUUACACGUCAAAAGGUUGACCUUGCCUUGAAGGAUAUGGCCCCAUUUAAGGCUCCAGGUCCUGAUGAUAUGCCCCCUCUUUUCUUUCAAUCUUUUUGGCAUUUGAUUGGUGAUGAUGUUUCAAAAGCUGUCUUAGAUUGUUUAAAUUCAUGUCAUAUUCCUCAGGAGUUUAAUUUCACUUAUGUUACUCUCAUACCCAAAGUGAAGAAUCCUGAGAAAAUAUCUAAAUUUCGACCUAUAAGCCUUUGCAAUGUCAUAUAUAAGUUGAUUUCCAAGGUGUUAGCAAAUCGUUUGAAACCUUUGCUACCAUCUAUUGUUUCUGAGAAUCAAAGUGCUUUCCAAGCUGGCAGGGUGAUUAUAGAUAAUAUACUUAUGGCUUUCAAAACUUUACAUUACAUGAAAAACCACCAAACUGGUAAUACAAGGUUUAUGGCUCUCAAGCUUGACAUGAGCAAGGCUUAUGAUAGAGUCGAAUGGUCCUUUGUUGAGUGUUUGUUGAGCAAAAUGGGUCGAUCUUAUGAUGGAAUAGCUUCAAUUCAAGAAUGUAUGCACAUCCAAGCCCUUCUCUCUACUUAUGAAGAAGCUUCAGGGCAAAAGCUGAAUAGAGACAAAACCACUCUAUUUUUCAGUAAAAACACGGAUAGUGAGAUUCAAGAUUCCAUUAAAGACCUGCUAGGUGUUCCUGAAAUCAAGCAAUAUGAAAAGUAUUUAGGCUUACCAUCUUUUGUGGGAAGAAACAGAAAAGCAAGUUUGGCCUUCAUCAAAGAGCGGAUUUGGAAGAAGCUUCAAGGAUGGAAGGAGAAACUCCUAUCACAAGCUGGGAGGGAAGUUCUUUUAAAGGCAGUGGUGCAAGCCAUCCCAACAUAUUCUAUGAGCUGCUUUAAGCUUCCUAUUACACUAUGCCAUGAGAUUGAGGCUAUGGUUAGGAAGUUUUGGUGGGGUCAACGAGGUACUAGAAGGCGCAUUCAUUGGGUUAAAUGGAGUACAAUGUGUAGGCCUAAAUCUCUUGGUGGCAUGGGUUUUCGGGAGCUCCAAAAGUUCAAUGAUUCUAUGCUAGAUGGCCAAGCUGAUGCGAUGGUUUCUAUGUUGAUUAACCAUGAAAGUAGAUGCUGGAAGGAAGAUGAGAUUGAUAGGCUUUUUAUUCCCAAGGAAGCAGCAGCUAUCAAGGCCAUUCCCCUCAAUCUGUUCAAUCGGGAAGACCGUCCCUUUUGGUCCCACACUUGUGAUGGGGUGUUCUUGGUCAGGUCCGCAUAUCGCCUACUGUUGGACCAAGCUGAAACAGAGGUUGAAGGCAGCUCAAAUGUGGGGGAAAAUCUGAAGGAAGGACUAGCUGGCAUAAGCAUCAUAAUCCAGAAUGAACAAGGAUUAAUUAUGGCUGCUCUUUCACAACAAAUUCUACUACCUAUUUCGGUGGAGAUGGUGGAAGUGGUAGUGGCUCGUCGGGCUUUGGUUUUUGCUAAGGAACUCGGUUUUGACAAGGUGAUUGUGGAAGGAGAUUCUGCAAGCACUAUUUCCGCCAUUAAUGGUGGUCACAUGGAUCACUCGGCUUUGGGACAUGUACUUUUGGAUAUCAGAAGUUUAUUUUCUAGCUUUUCUUGCAUUUUAGUUCAGCAUAUUAAUAGAGAAGGGAACUGUGUGGCACAUAAGCUUGUGCGGCGGGCUACACGGUUUCCUUUUCUAGUUUGGAUGGAGUCUAUUCCACCAGACAUUCUUGAUGUGUACCAACUCGAUUUACUGAGAAUGCAAUAA
This is a messenger RNA of Quercus robur (English oak), 2097 nucleotides long. RefSeq lists its product as uncharacterized. NCBI's taxonomy places the organism in Eukaryota, Viridiplantae, Streptophyta, Magnoliopsida, Fagales, Fagaceae. Gene Ontology annotation, molecular function: RNA-DNA hybrid ribonuclease activity; nucleic acid binding. The transcript has 5 exons. The record is from RefSeq and is a predicted model, not a curated record. Bases 1 to 2097 code for a protein of 698 amino acids.